Messenger RNA from Plectropomus leopardus (leopard coralgrouper), 3553 nucleotides. Its product is annotated as transforming growth factor-beta receptor-associated protein 1. The record is from RefSeq and is a predicted model, not a curated record. Gene Ontology annotation, cellular component: membrane; cytoplasm. Gene Ontology annotation, biological process: intracellular protein transport; autophagy; endosomal vesicle fusion. Lineage: Eukaryota; Metazoa; Chordata; Actinopteri; Perciformes; Serranidae.
AACCACAGAGAGGUAGGGGCUCCUUAUUUGACAUAUUUCACAAAAGAUCUGCACCUUUUGAAUUUCACCUUGCAAAAAUCAAGAGUCCUUACAUUUCUGCAAUGACUUUUAGAGCAUUUACACCAUCACAUGUCUAUGAAAAGCAAUUAGGCCCAAAAGAAAAGGAAAAAUCCUGCAUCCAGUGCCUUGAGUGCUAUGACCGAAAUGUGUAUAUAGGGACGAAAGAUGCAACAGUCCAGCAUCUCAUUCUCCCUAGUUGCUCAAACGGAGACCUGAGUCCCGGCCAAAGCAAAGUCAGAGAGGGCAAGGCGAGAAAACUUGGCUCAAGCAACCAAGUAAUCCAACUGAGAGUAGUCCCACUUUUCAACCAUCUGCUGGUCCUGUGGGACCGGAGCGUUACUGCCCUCAACAUGUUCUCCUUAGAGCCUGUUCCUGCUCUGAAGAAGAUCCAGUACGUGUCUUUGUUUGAGGUGUGCGACCCAUCGCUCUCAGCCCAGUGUGUGGAGAUGGUGACUUCCUCCAGCCGCAGGAAGGUGAUCCGGAUCCACGUGGUGGGAGUGGACAAGUGGGAGGUUGUAAAAGAAGUCCCUUUGCUCCAGGACCCUGUGGCCUUGGCAGUAGAUGGCGCCAGUUUGUGCAUAGCAACCAGCAACAGGUAUCUCCUCUGUGAUAUUCAGACUGGGAGCAGCGAGGAGCUUUUCCCUCACAAUCAGACCAGGCAGCACGUCAUUGUUACCCCGGUGGGACGAGGGGAAUUCCUCCUGAACGGGCCUGGAUCUUUGGGCAUGUUUGUGAUGAAGACAGGGAUAUGCCAGCGUCCUCCCCUGCAGUGGCCUCAGGAGGUGCUGGCAGCCGGAGUAUGUUUCCCAUACAUCCUAACCCUGCAGCCCCAAGUGCUGUCUAUCUACAGCAUGGUAGAUCAGCAGCGCAAACAGACUGUGAGUCUCAGCGGAGCGAAGGGUCUGCUCUCCACAUCAGAUGGUGUGCUAGUGUUCACAGAGAGAGACAUUUUCAGCCUGCGUCUGUUGCCAGUUGAAGAGCAGAUCCAGGCACUUAUAAAGGAUGAGAGGGUCGAGGAGGCCUUGUUGUUACUGGAUGGAGUUCAAAGCCAUCGUCCACUUGACUCUUACAAGGAGCUGCAGAAGGCCAUCACUUGCCUGGCUGGAUUCGUUCAUUUUUACCAGGAGGGUUUUUCCGAGGCCAGAGAUCUAUUCAUCACAGGUGAGCUGGACCCCAGAGAAAUCAUCCGCCUCUACCCUGACAUGCAGUCAUGUCUCAGAGAGAGCUUUCAAUCCCAGCUUGAUCAAGUGAACAAGGGAAGGGAUCUGAAGGUGCUCUCCAAAGAGGACAAAAACACAUUUCAUCAUUACCUGGCCUUCCUGGGAGAUUUUCUCUCAGCAGUCAGGGGCACGGAGCAGGGUCUGAAGUGUGUUCAGGAGGUGGACUGCGCCCUCCUGAGGCUGUACGUAGAACUGGGAGACACUGAAAAUCUGCAGCAGCUGGUGGCAUUUCCCAAUGCGUGCAGGCUGGACCACUGUGUUCCUGUUUUGGAGCAACACAACAGAUUUUUCGCUUUAGGUUCCCUCUAUCAAAGCCAUGGAAAUCAAAUUGAUGCAAUUGAGACUUGGGUGAAAAUUGCAGAAGGCCUCCACAAAGACCUCUCUUGCUCAGAUGUGUAUGGACACAUAGUUUGGACUCUCAGUCAACUGCAAGACAAAGACACUGUGUGGAAAUUUGCAGAUUGGACUCUUCAAAGAAACCAGGAGAUAGGGGUGCAGAUUUUCAACAAGCGUCCACCAGCUGAUCGAUUUGAGACACAAGAUGCCCUGGCUUUCUUGGAGAAAUACCCGCUGGCUUUACUUUUGUAUUUGGAGUUCUUAAUCCAUGAUUUGCAGAGUGAGGAGGAGAGACAUCACAACCGUCUGGCCCUGGCAUAUGUUACUCAGACGCUGCAAGAGGAAGAGGAAGCAGAUUUGAGGGAGACCAGAGGGAAGUUGCAGCAGCUGCUUUGGGAAUCCAAAUUCUAUGACGUCUCCACUGUGUAUGAGAGAGUCAAGUCAGCCACCUUGCAUGUGGAGGAAGCCAUUCUCCUCGGGAGGAGCGGUGAACACUCUCAGGCCCUGCAGGUGCUUGUUCACCGGGAGGGAGACCUCAAGGCUGCAGAGGCCUACUGCUGCAGGGCCGCCCAGGACCAGAACCCACAGUUCAGGCAGACCCUGCUGCUCACCCUGCUCCAAAUUUACCUGAGAUCUGAGGAUCUCACCAGCGCUGCUGUGGAUCUGCUCAACAACAACCCUGGAGUCUUUGCAGCAGAGAAAGUCAUCCAGCUCCUGCCUGAGUCCUGGUCUGUUCAACUGGUCUCGCAGUUCUUAGUUGGAUCCCUCAGAGAGACCUUCCACCAGAGGCGGAUGGCGAGGCUGCAGAAGGCUUUGGGCCAGGUGGAGCUCAUGCGGCACAAGGUCAUUUGGAUGCAGGCCUCAAAAACAAAGUUCAGACUGGACAAGGGGCAGAAGUGUACGGUUUGUCAGGAAGACCUCGCAGAGCCACAGUUUGCCUGUAAUCUCCAUGGUGAGCUGAUGCACACAAGCUGCACUGGCCUUUCAUUGCCAUAAAGACGCCGAUAUAGCAAUCUGUGUAUGCAAAUAUCUCUGCACUCAUGAGAAUCACACUCAUUUCUAGCAGGAUAAGUGUCUGCCUCCUACCCGAUCAUUUCUCUAGAUUACACAGUGUCAUCUAGACAAACUCUGUACAAGGAUUCAAUUCAUGGAACCAGACACUUUUCCUGAUUAUAUAAAAAAAAAAAGAAAAGAAAAAUACAUUGUGUAAAUAACUGGUUUCAAAAUGCAAAAGAGCAAGCAGUGCACUUUUUCAGGGCGGCACGUCUGAGCCAUUUCCUAGACAGCAAUAGCUAUAAAGUGGAGGACACUCAGGGGCAUAUAUUCACUGAUCAGACAGUGGUGUUUAACAUGGAAACCACCUGUGGUCAACCUGAUGACCAGAGGGAAUUUGACCAUCUUCCAUGGCUGUAUAUAUGCAUCCCCGCCAUCAUGGUUUCCACUGACUGUGUAUAUUUGUCUGCAUAGAGCUGGAAAUAGAAAGUCAACAACUGAGAGGCUGCACGUGAGAGACUUUUCUAUUCAGCUUGUGAAUUAAUAUAUAUGAAUUAAAAAAUUCACAAUUACAGGUUUUAAAAAAUAAAAAGCAAACAGGUUGACGAAGUAAAGAGUUUUGGGUCAGUAUUGUUAAAGGUCCAGUGUGUAAAAUUUAGAGGGAUUUAGUGGAAUGUCUUUAGUGUUCAUUGUUCAAGAGGUUUGUACCGUAGGCCAAAUUAUCCACAAAGGUCUCUGAUGUUCCAAAACAAAUGGACCAGGUGAUUAAAACUGAUAGAAACACUGACUAAGGCAGUUUCAUGUUAAUAAUCAGUGUUUCUCCCUUGCUGUUUGGCAUGUGAGAGGCCGGCCGCCAGCCCUGCGCCUGCCAAUGUCAUCCUUUUUCUCUGAUAACUUGAGAUCCAGAUGUUCAGGAGGUUUUUAACCAGGAGCUAAAUUAUCCA